Varanus komodoensis (Komodo dragon) is the source of this 4077-nucleotide messenger RNA. It is a transcript of the gene FGFR2, whose product is annotated as fibroblast growth factor receptor 2. The transcript has 18 exons. Gene Ontology annotation, cellular component: membrane; signaling receptor complex. Gene Ontology annotation, molecular function: fibroblast growth factor binding; ATP binding; fibroblast growth factor receptor activity. NCBI's taxonomy places the organism in Eukaryota, Metazoa, Chordata, Lepidosauria, Squamata, Varanidae. The coding region runs from base 610 to 3135 and encodes 841 amino acids. Gene Ontology annotation, biological process: multicellular organism development; fibroblast growth factor receptor signaling pathway; positive regulation of cell population proliferation. The record is from RefSeq and is a predicted model, not a curated record.
GCAACAGGGAUUCUGAAUGGACUAGAUCUGGACUGAAGACAUCUGUUUUAUGUUCUGUUUCUUUUUUAAAGAUAAAACUUUUGGAAGUUCUUGCUUUCCCUAAAGUUGGAUUCUUAGUGAACUGGGCGGAAAAAGUUUGUGACACACUGAUUUUCGUCCUUAAAAAAAAAACAAACCAAAAAAACCAAAAACAUUUACUUGUUUAAUUUUUUAAAAGAAUCCCUUCGAGCACACUCACCUCCGUUCUUCGGGGUGAGAAGAAGCUGUUGAGCCGGCGGAGAUGGGGGUGACACUCCCCGAAUUCCCCCGCCCGGGUUUGGGGCUUCGGACCGAUGGUUUUGAGCGCCUGAACGCGGAAUAAAGCAGGAAACGAUUGCUGUGUAUUUGCAAAGGGGGUUCUCCCCCACCGCGCCGCUUCUCCGCCCCCCUCCGGGGAGCCUGCCUUCGUCGCUUUGCUUCAUCCCGUACACACGCCUGCUGCAAGGGAACAGCAGAUCGCUUACGCGGAGCCUUUUCAUACAAGGAGAAUCCACGGCAACUGGAAGCAGGAAGGUACUUAUUAAGGUUUAAGGUGCCGCUUUCAGUCCAUGCUUGCCUAGAAGAGCUCAGAUGGGAUUAAAGUCCACAUGGAGGUAUGGAAGAGGAUCAGGGACUAGCACUGAGAAGAUGAUCUGUUGGGAUUCAUGUUGCCUUAUCUGCCUGGUGUUGAUCACCAUGGCUGGAUUUUCAAUGGCUCGGCCAUCAUACAAUUUAGUAGGUGAAGGAACUACUUCAAAACCUGUAGAGUCACCAGUCAAAUAUCAGAUCUCUCAGCCUGAUGUAGUCUCUGCACUUCCAGGAGAUAAACUGACGUUGCGCUGUCAACUGAAGGACAUCAGCAUGAUCACUUGGACUAAAGAUGGGGUCCAUUUGGUAUCCAACAAUCGAACCAAUAUUACUGGGGAAUACUUACAGGUUAAAGAUACUACACCAGGAGAUUCAGGCUUUUAUGCUUGCACUGUUAGGACUCUAGGCAGUGAACCCCUCUACUUCAUUGUAAAUAUUACAGAUGUUCUUUCAUCUGGAGAUGAUGAAGAUGACAACGAUGGCUCUGAGGAUUUUGUGAAUGACAACAACCAAACCAAAGCACCUAAGUGGACACAAACUGAAAAGAUGGAGAAGCGAUUACAUGCAGUCCCAGCAGCUAACACCGUGAAGUUCCGUUGUCCAGCUACCGGAAACCCCCUACCAACCAUGAGGUGGUUAAAAAAUGGAAAAGAAUUCAAGCAAGAACAUCGUAUUGGUGGAUACAAGGUACGAAAUCAGCACUGGAGCCUUAUAAUGGAAAGUGUAGUCCCAUCGGACAAAGGAAACUAUACCUGCAUAGUGGAGAACAUACAUGGAUCCAUCAAUCACACAUACCAUCUCGACGUUGUUGAACGAUCACCACACAGGCCUAUUCUACAAGCUGGCCUACCGGCAAAUACUUCCACAAUUGUUGGAGGUGACGCAGAGUUUGUCUGCAAAGUCUACAGUGAUGCCCAGCCUCAUAUCCAGUGGAUAAAACACAUAGAAAAGAAUGGAAGUAAAUUUGGCCCAGAUGGAUUGCCAUAUCUAGAAGUUCUAAAGCAUUCGGGGAUAAAUAGUUCCAAUGCUGAAGUGCUGAAACUGUACAAUGUGACAGAGGAGGAUGCUGGAGAAUAUAUUUGUAAGGUCUCCAAUUAUAUAGGGGAGGCCAACCAGUCUGCCUGGCUUAUGGUUCUGCCAGAUAAAGCUCCCAUAGAAGACAGACCGUAUCCAACAUCCCCAGACUACCUGGAGAUUGCUAUUUACUGUGUAGGGGUCUUCCUAAUUGUCUGCAUGGUGAUGACAGUGAUCCUGUGCCGCAUGAGAUCCACCACCAAGAAGCCGGACUUCAGCAGCCAACCUGCCGUGCACAAGCUAACUAAGCGCAUUCCUUUGCGCAGACAGGUAACAGUAUCUGCAGACUCUAGCUCCUCCAUGAACUCUAACACACCUCUGGUGAGGAUAACUACUCGUCUCUCCUCCAAUGCAGAAGCUCCAAUGUUAGCAGGAGUCUCUGAAUAUGAAUUACCAGAAGAUCCAAAAUGGGAGUUUGCAAGAGAUAAGUUGACGCUCGGGAAGCCCCUUGGGGAAGGGUGCUUUGGUCAAGUUGUUAUGGCGGAAGCAGUAGGAAUUGACAAAGACAGGCCAAAGGAAGCUGUUACUGUUGCAGUGAAAAUGUUGAAAGAUGACGCCACAGAAAAAGACCUGUCUGACCUGGUGUCUGAGAUGGAGAUGAUGAAAAUGAUUGGGAAGCACAAAAAUAUCAUCAACCUCCUUGGAGCAUGCACACAGGAUGGGCCACUGUAUGUGCUCGUUGAAUAUGCUUCAAAAGGGAAUUUGCGAGAGUACCUGCGAGCUCGGCGGCCACCAGGAAUGGAAUAUUCAUUUGAUAUUAACCGGGUACCCGAAGAGCAGAUGACAUUCAAAGAUUUAGUCUCAUGUACAUACCAGUUGGCAAGAGGCAUGGAAUACUUAGCAUCACAAAAAUGUAUCCAUCGAGAUUUGGCAGCAAGGAAUGUUUUGGUAACUGAAAAUAACGUCAUGAAAAUAGCUGACUUUGGGUUGGCCAGAGACAUCAACAAUAUAGAUUAUUAUAAAAAGACUACUAAUGGUCGGUUGCCUGUGAAGUGGAUGGCACCAGAAGCUCUUUUUGACAGAGUUUACACACAUCAAAGUGAUGUAUGGUCAUUUGGUGUGCUGAUGUGGGAGAUCUUCACUUUAGGAGGCUCACCAUACCCUGGAAUUCCAGUGGAGGAGCUUUUCAAGCUGCUUAAAGAGGGACACAGAAUGGACAAACCUGCCAAUUGCACCAAUGAACUCUAUAUGAUGAUGAGAGAUUGUUGGCAUGCAGUGCCUUCACAGAGACCUACUUUUAAGCAGCUGGUGGAAGACUUAGAUCGGAUCCUCACUCUUACAACUAAUGAGGAAUAUUUAGAUCUCAGUGGACCACUGGAACAGUAUUCACCUAGCUAUCAAGACACAAGGAGUUCCUGUUCUUCAGGAGACGACUCUGUUUUUUCUCCUGAUCCAAUGCCUUAUGAACCUUGCCUUCCUAAGUACCAACACAUAAACGGCAGUGUUAAAACAUGAAAAGAGCCCUCUGUUAUUCCACAAAGCAGUAAGGAAUGUCUACCUAUCAUGUGAAAAAGAGAGCCUUUCUUCAGACACAUGAGGGUUUUGUUUGUACAUAUGAAAUGUAGGGACCAAAAGAAAACAAAAAUAGGCAAUAUUGUGUUCUAAUUAUACUGGGGGGAUGCUUUGGAAUGCCAAACAAUAUUCAGAAGAAUAAUUUCAUGGGCCACAUGGACACAUGUCAGGGCAGUUCUUUGGCCCGGAAACCGCAACAUGCUUUCUACAUCCAAUGGGCCAGUUGGACUUAAGGCAAGCACUGGGUCAGCCUUCCUUGUUUAUUUUGUAAUAUUUGGAGAAAAUAUAUGUUGACACACACUUACAGAGCACAAAUGCAGUAUAUAGGUGCUUGGAUGUAUGUAAAUAUAAUCAAAUAUGUACAAAUAUAUAUUAUAUAUUUACAAUGAAUUAUUUUUUGUAUUGAUUUUAAAAUGGAUGUCCCACUUCACAAGGAAAUUAGUCUCCUUCUUUUAAAAAAAGGAACAGCUACUUGUAAUUGUUGUUCAUUCAUAAGACUUCUCUUUUUUAAAAAUCACCAUCCAAAGGUGAAAAAUACUUUGCUUUCAGGGAAAAUUGUAUCUUGUUAAUUUAUUAAUUAAUUGGUAAUGUAAAAAACAAUUAAUCUUUUAUAGGGUUGUGUUAUGUUGUAAUUUAAAUGGCAUUUCUAUGCAGGCAGCACAGAGAACUAGUAGAUAUAUUGCUCAAACUUUACUAGUUGUCAGAUUUUUUUUAAGAGAGAAAUAUUUACAGUAUAUAACUAAUUUUGGGAAUUAAGGUUCUGAUUAAUUUGGGUUUUUAAAGUUCAGUGGGAGGUUAUUGCUCUAACUAAAACCAAAUCUCUCAUAAAUAAAAGAAAAUGUGUCCUUUUACAAUAAAGUAUUUUGCUUUUUGUAUCUCCAAUUA